AUGGCAGCUGCGCUCCUCUCCAAUGUCACAGACCACGCCUCCCUCCCCAGCAGCUACGUCCGGCCGGAGUCCCAAAGGCCGUGCCUAGAAGAAGUAAUCACCAAUGCUAACAUCCCUACAAUUGACCUCACCUCCUUCGACGUUGUAGCCCAAGUUGCCCACGCCUGCUCUUCCAACGGCUUCUUCCAGGUGGUGAAUCAUGGAGUAGAGGUGGAGUUGAUACGGGAGAUGAUGGAGGUGGCUUUGGAGUUCUUCCGGCUGCCGGCGGAGGAGAAGGCGAAGCAUUACUCCGAUGACCCUGCAAAGAAGAUGCGGCUGUCGACGAGCUUCAACAUAAAGAAGGAGACAGUGCGAAAUUGGCGAGAUUACCUCCGCCUUCAUUGUUAUCCACUUGAGGAGUUUGUGCCCGCUUGGCCUUCCAAUCCGCCUUUGUUCAAGGAAGUGGUGAGCACUUACUGUAGUGAAGUCCGCCAACUGGGGAUGAGGCUCCUCCGAGCAAUAUCUUUGAGCCUGGAGCUGGAGGAGGAUUACUUGGUGAAGGUGCUGGGGGAACAAGAGCAGCACAUGGCGAUCAACCACUACCCCAAGUGCCCAGAACCGGAGCUGACUUAUGGCUUGCAAGCCCACACAGAUCCUAAUGCCCUUACCAUCCUUCUCCCGGACCCAACUGUGGCUGGCUUGCAAGUUCUCAAGGAUGGCCAAUGGAUCGCUGUCAAUCCCCAACCUAAUGCAUUGGUCAUCAACAUUGGAGACCAACUGCAGGCAUUGAGCAAUGGGAGAUACAAGAGCGUACAGCAUCGAGCUGUAGUUAACAAGGAUAAGAGUAGGACAUCAGUGGCGUCUUUCCUGUGCCCUUGCAACAACGCAAUAAUCAGCCCACCGGAGAAGCUGAUCACGGAUGGAUCUCCAGCCAUGUACCGGAGCUACACCUACGAUGAGUAUUACAAGAAAUUCUGGAGCAAGAACUUGGAUGAUGUGCAUUGUUUGGAGCUCUUUAAAAGCUAAUUAUCUAACAAUGUAAAAGUAUCAAUGCCCCUACUGAUUUUCAUUGCAAUGGUGGGAUAGUGCCGCGCCAACUUAAGUCUUAACUAAGUAUUUUUGUUCUAGAAUAAAAAUGCAAGCCCCACAGUUGCACGCACGCGCUUGAUUAUGAUAAAAAUGUAAUGAAGUUCUCAACCAUAGUCUAUGUGAAAGGAUGUGUCGUUGUACCAUUUGAUCUA
Molecule: messenger RNA, 1220 nt
Organism: Zingiber officinale
Lineage: Eukaryota; Viridiplantae; Streptophyta; Magnoliopsida; Zingiberales; Zingiberaceae
Product: flavanone 3-dioxygenase 2-like
Exons: 4
Coding region: 1-1005 (334 amino acids)
Molecular function (GO): dioxygenase activity
Source: RefSeq, a predicted model, not a curated record